GCUUCAGACUUUUGUUGAUGCCUCGUCAGGGAGUCAGCCUGACCUGAACCAAGUGUUACCUUUGGCCAGCCUGGAGUGCUCCUCCACUAAAACCUACAGCCUGGCUGUCGUGGGGCUGGAUGCCUACAGGUGUAACCAGAAGCAGAAUGGGUGGCAGGCACUGAGCCCCGGAAAGCGGAAUCCCAGAUCCCAGCCUGGCCCAGAGCUGUUCAUGACUCAGCAGGAAAUACUGGAGGCACAGGUGGUGCUCCAGCUCUGGGGUAACAUUGAUGUACAGCUCCUAGACACAUGGCAGGAAUUUGGUGAGCACGUCUCUGCGCUGACUAAGGCAAUAGCAAGGCGCCCAUACAAGAGUCAGCUGGAGAUGCAAGAGUUGUCUUUCUGCACUGCUGGGGUCUCGGGCAAGGGGUUGCGAGUGGAGAAGGAUGGUGCAGGGCUAUGGCAGGUCUGGAAGAGACAAAUCCAGCAGUUUAACAGAGUCAGCCCUGCAACAGCAGCAGCAAUAGCAGAAGCAUAUCCUUCCCCUGGCCUCCUGGUACAGGCCUACGAAGAAUGCAGCACAGAAGAUGAGAGACUACUGCUGCUGAGUAACAUCCCUGUGAAAUCAGACAUCAGUGGGAAAGACCACCGUGUUGGGCCAGACUUAUCCCGCCGCAUCUAUCUCUUCAUGGUUUCCACCAACCCCGACCUUAUCCUGGACCUGACUGUAUAGUGGGACCAGGAACCACGUCAGUCGGCCUCAAUAUUUUCUUCUACUGAACUCAGCAGUUGCUGAGCUGCCUCUGGCAUGGCAGUGCUGCUGGGAGCCUAGCCUGUGGAAGCAGCUGGUUCUGUUUCAAAAUAGACUUGCACAUCAAUAAAUCUCUUGUUAUAGAUGCUUUCUUCA
Molecule: messenger RNA, 886 nt
Organism: Phasianus colchicus (ring-necked pheasant)
Lineage: Eukaryota; Metazoa; Chordata; Aves; Galliformes; Phasianidae
Source: RefSeq, a predicted model, not a curated record